This is a messenger RNA of Phacochoerus africanus (Common warthog), 1444 nucleotides long. It is a transcript of the gene NANOG, whose product is annotated as Nanog homeobox. The record is from RefSeq and is a predicted model, not a curated record. The coding region runs from base 476 to 1393 and encodes 305 amino acids. Gene Ontology annotation, molecular function: RNA polymerase II cis-regulatory region sequence-specific DNA binding; DNA-binding transcription factor activity, RNA polymerase II-specific. Gene Ontology annotation, biological process: regulation of transcription by RNA polymerase II. NCBI's taxonomy places the organism in Eukaryota, Metazoa, Chordata, Mammalia, Artiodactyla, Suidae. The transcript has 4 exons.
AAAUUUUUUGCAUCUUUGAUUUUAAAACGUGGAAACACGGUGGACCUGCAAGUAGUUCACUGCGGGGUUUAUUUUGUUUCCAGGUUCCAUGGUCCCAGUUCCCCACCCAGUCUGGGUUACUCAGCAGCCCUCUCUUUGCAUUACAAUGGCCUUGGUGAGGCUGGCAGACGGGAUUAACUGGGAAUUCGCAAGGGUGUGUGUGGGCGUGGGGCUGCCAGGAGGGGCGGGCUUAAGUAUGGUCGAUCCUUCCUUAUAAAUCUAGAGCCUCCAAAAUUUUUCUCAUUUUGCUAGAUUGGGGUGGUUAGCUCUUGUUCUCCUAAGGGUGACUCACUUCAUCCCAUUUUUUGAUACUUUUAACACCUGGAGGAGAUCUUCAUGAUUCUAAGCUCUUCUAUCUAGACACUUAAGCCUGGACUUUUCCUACAAUCCAGCUCUUUGGUUGUUUUUUUCUUUUUUUCCCCCUCUUCAACUCAACAUGAGUGUGGAUCCAGCUUGUCCCCAAAGCCUGCUUUGCCCCGAAGCAUCCAUUUCCAGGGAAUCUUCACCAAUGCCUGAGGUUUAUGGGCCUGAAGAAAAUUAUGCCUCCUUGCAGAUGUCAUCUGCUGAGACCCUCGACACCGAGACUGUCUCUCCUCUUCCUUCCUCCAUGGAUCUGCUUAUUCAGGACAGCCCUGAUUCUUCCACAAGCCCCAGAGUAAAACCACUGCCCACAUCUGCAGAGAAGAGCACAGAGAAGGAGGAAAAGGUCCCAGUCAAGAAGCAGAAGAUCAGAACUGUGUUCUCGCAGACCCAGCUCUGUGUCCUCAACGACAGAUUUCAGAGGCAGAAGUACCUCAGCCUCCAGCAGAUGCAAGAACUUUCCAACAUCCUGAACCUUAGCUACAAACAGGUUAAAACCUGGUUCCAGAACCAGCGAAUGAAAUGUAAGAGGUGGCAGAAAAACCACUGGCCAAGGAAUAGCAACAGUGUGAUUCAGGGCUCAGCCAGUACAGAAUACCCGGGCUUCUAUUCCUAUCACCAAGGAUGCCUGGUGAACGCUUCUGGAAACCUGCCCGUGUGGGGCAACCAGAGCUGGAAUAACCCAUCAUGGAGCAACCAGACCUGGAACAGCCAGUCUUGGAGCAACCAAACCUGGAACAGCCAGACCUGGUGCCCCCAAGCCUGGAAUAACCAGACUUGGAAUAGCCAGCUCAACAACUAUGUUGAGGAAUUCCUGCAGCCCCAGCUCCAGUUUCAGCAAAAUUCUCCUAUCAGUGAUUUGGAGGCCGUCUUGGAAACUGCUGGGGAAAAUCAUAAUGUAAUACAGCAGACUUCGAAGUACUGCGGUACCCAGCAGCAAAUCAUGGAUUUAUUCCCAAAUUACCCCAUGAACAUACAGCCUGAAGAUAUGUGACGAUCAUUUUAUUUUUUAAAAAAAUUUUAUUGGAGUAUAGUUGAUUUACAA